AUGAAGACAUCAAUAUUCGCCCUGUCGGUCUUCACGACGGCCCUCGUGUCUGCCUCUCCCUCUGGUCCCCGUAGUGACUAUGCCUGGUCUCCAGCACUAGCUGGCUACUACCAGAAGGUUGCCCUUCAUAUUCAAGAAGCAAAAGAGGCUGGAGCACCUUCAGCAUGCGAUUUGGCUGGGGCAGCUCCGCCACCAGCGCCUACACCUCUGCCUACACCAGACGGUCUGAUACUUGCUCACGUUGUCGUUGGACGUGGCGUCCAGAACUACACAUGCGCAGAGAGCUCGCCAGACGUCAAGCCUGUGGCAGCUGGCGCUCUAGCCAACCUCUACAACGCCUCCUGCAUGGCCGCCUCCUUCCCGGACCUGCUCGCCUUGAUGCCAGACCUCGCCCUCCAAUACCCACUCUCCAACCCAGGCAUCGCCAACCCCGAGGGCGACGCUGACGCCUCCACCCUCCUAUCCAGCUACACCAACCUGCAGCCCUCUGACAUCGCACUCUCCGGCCAUCACUUCUUCAGCAAUAAGACGCCCGUCUUCGAGCUCAAUUCCAGCCCGGAUGGCGCCGCGCGCAGUCUCGGUAUCAUUCAAGGCAAGGCCAACGCCAACUCGACCGCGCCGGCGGGUUCCUGCCCCGGCGUCGACUGGAAAGGCGACGGUGCCGUGCCCUGGCUGUUCUUGGAUGCUACGCCCAACAGCCAGACCACCGACAUCAGGUUCGACGGCGUCAAUCCCCAGGCGCCCGCCGGAACGGAAGAGUGGAAACACGUCUACCGCGUCAACACUGCUGGAGGCUCGCCGCCCAAGACUUGUGAGGGCAUCGAGGCCGGUGCGGAGUUCAGCGUGCAGUACGCUGCCAACUACUGGUACUACAAAGGUCCCUGA
Messenger RNA from Cyphellophora europaea CBS 101466, 885 nucleotides. RefSeq lists its product as uncharacterized. The coding region runs from base 1 to 885 and encodes 294 amino acids. The transcript has 2 exons. Lineage: Eukaryota; Fungi; Ascomycota; Eurotiomycetes; Chaetothyriales; Cyphellophoraceae. The record is from RefSeq and is a predicted model, not a curated record.